CAGAGCCAGCUGGGCAUUUGCCAUAUCUUAUUUUUAUUUAAGAAUUUCAAAGAAGGGGGGAAAGGCUGAAGUACCAUAGCAGUAGUGUAUUUUCGUGCGUAAACGGGAUAGGUUGUUCUUCAGAUUCUUAGGAGUCCUGCUACACUUUCAGACUGAGGAGUUUAUUUGGAGGUAGUGUCCUGGGUGGAGUUUUCUUUGCCUCCGCAAGAGUCCCUGCGGUGCACGGAUUACAAUGCAAAGGAUUUUGGAGGUUUGGGUCACCUUGGUGACAGUUUCUGCGCUGACCGAGGGGGUCUUUGGAGGAUACGGGCUGAGCAUGUUUGCUGCGCAGUCUUCCCCUCCAGACCCGUGCUAUGAUGAGAACGGGAACCCGCGGAGAUGCAUCCCCGAUUUCGUCAACUCCGCUUUUGGGAAGGACGUGCGCGUAUCCAGCACCUGCGGCAACCCGGCCGCCAGGUACUGCGUGGUGACCGAGAAGGGAGAGGAGAGGACGAGGGACUGUCACACGUGCGACGCCGGGGAUCCCAAGAAGUCCCAUCCACCUGCGUAUUUAACAGACCUCAACAACCCUCACAACCUCACCUGCUGGCAGUCUGAAAACUACAUGCAGUAUCCGCAGAACGUCACCCUCACCUUGUCGCUGGGCAAAAAGUUUGAGGUCACCUACGUGAGCCUGCAGUUCUGCUCACCUAGACCCGAGUCCAUGGCCAUCUACAAGUCCAUGGACUAUGGCAAAUCAUGGGUGCCGUUUCAGUUUUACUCCACUCAGUGCAAGAAAAUGUACAACAGGCAAAAUAAGGCGACAAUAACCAAGCAGAACGAGCAAGAGGCCAUUUGCACGGACUCCCACACAGACAUGCACCCUCUGACAGGUGGACUCAUCGCCUUCAGCACCCUGGACGGGAGACCGUCGGCGCACGACUUCGACAACUCCCCGGUGCUGCAGGACUGGGUGACGGCCACCGACAUCAAGGUGAUCUUCAGCCGGCUUCACACUUUCGGAGACGAGAACGAGGACGACUCGGAGCUGGCCCGCGACUCCUACUUUUACGCCGUGUCCGACCUGCAGGUCGGUGGACGCUGCAAAUGCAACGGACACGCUUCGAAGUGCGUCAAGGACAGAGAGGGGAAUCUGGUUUGUGAGUGCAAACACAACACGGCGGGACCGGAGUGCGACAGGUGCAAACCUUUCCACUAUGACCGACCCUGGCAGCGCGCCACGGCCAGAGAAGCCAACGAGUGUAUCGCCUGCCACUGCAACCUGCACGCCCGCCGCUGUCGCUUCAACAUGGAGCUGUACAAGCUGUCGGGCCGGAGGAGUGGCGGGGUCUGUCUCAACUGCCGUCACAACACAGCGGGACGCCAUUGUCACUACUGCAAGGAGGGUUACUACAGGGACAUGACCAAGUCCAUCUCUCACAGGAGAGCUUGCAAAGCAUGUGAUUGCCACCCAGUUGGAGCAGCAGGGAAGACGUGUAACCAGACAACAGGCCAGUGCCCCUGCAAGGACGGAGUGACGGGAAUCACCUGUAACCGCUGUGCCAAAGGCUACCAGCAGAGUCGCUCACCUAUCGCUCCCUGCAUCAAAAUCCCAGUUGCAUCUCCUACAGCAACUUACAGCAGCUACGAGGAGCCGUCAGAUUGUGAAUCACACUGUAAAGCUUCCAAGGGAAAGAUGAAGAUCACCAUGAAGAAGUACUGUAAAAAAGACUAUGCUGUCCAAGUGCACGUUCUAAAAGGAGACAAAGCAGGCGAGUGGUGGAAGUUCACCGUCAACAUAAUUUCUGUCUACAAACAAGGUGAGCACCGCAUCCGCCGCGGGGACCAGCUGCUGUGGGUGCGCGCAAAGGACGUGGCCUGCAAAUGCCCUAAGAUCAAGCCCGGGAAGAAGUACCUGCUCCUGGGUACAGACGACGAUUCCCCCGGGCAGAGUGGUGUAGUGGCGGACAAGGGGAGCCUGCUCAUCCCUUGGAAGGACCUGUGGAGCCGCCGGCUGAGGAAGUUCCAACAGCGUGACAAGAGGGGAAAGUGCUAAAAGUAGCUGGAGGAGGAGAGAAAGAGAGAGAUCGAGGGAGAAGUAGAGGCAAAAUAACGCCUCUACCGGGAUGAAUGCAAGGAAGAGGAGAGGAUGGAUGAAUAAAAAAAAAACUGGAAGAAUAAAAGAUAGAGAGACACAGGUGAAAAGUAGGAGAGAUGGGGAAUGACUGAGUGCUGCUGCUCUGAGUUGGAGCGAAGACAUUAGUGUUUUUUUUCUUUAGGAACUUUUGUGAAGGAGCUCAUUCUACAGUUGUUCUGUUUCUGUUCGUCUUUCAAGUUUUCUCAUGUAAUUGCAGAGUUUGCACCUAAUGUUACAGAUAUGCCACAUCCUGACUAUUUUACCCAUGAUGCUGUUGUUUUUUAAAGUCCCUUGUUCAGUUGUUUUAAAGAGCAAUGCAUCUACUGUAUCACCCGUGUGUGUGUCCUUCAGAGGAUCUAUCUCCACUGCUCUGUGUCCAGUUAAAAGAGGAGGGUUACUGCAUGGUACUGUGGGACUCCACUCAUGUAUGAGAAGCUGCUCUUGCAACCUGCCAAACUUUGGAGAAACUUUAUCAACAGCUGAAAGUGAAAAAUUGUUUAUUACUGCGGUUAGAGUGCCAUUUUGCCUGAGAGCUCCGGGCUCAUAUGUGAGUGUUACCUCAGUGUUGUGGGAACAAAAUGCCAUAAUGAUCCUCGCCUCAUUCUGUACAAUGAUCUCAUGACACGCAAGUUCUUUGUUCAGCGCUUAUUAUGGAUAUUUCAACAGUAUUGUUGUGGUUGUGACCUCUGCAAUGUAAAGUAACCAUACGUGCAUACAUAGACAUUAUUUUUAGUAGAUGGUGCUGUAGCAUCAACUAGAUGUAGAGUAGAUAUGUCAACCAUGCACUUAUUUUUACUAGUCAAAAGUUUUAGAACAUAUGAAAUAUGUUCACAAUUAUUUUUAGAGUGGCAUCCAAAAAGAAAAGAAUCCUAUACUCAACCCCAUGAUGCAAAAAAAAAAAAAAAAAGAUGUGUCUGAUUUACAGUAACAGCUCUGUUCAAAUGUCUCACAACUACA
This is a messenger RNA of Toxotes jaculatrix (banded archerfish), 3073 nucleotides long. It is a transcript of the gene ntn1b, whose product is annotated as netrin 1b. NCBI's taxonomy places the organism in Eukaryota, Metazoa, Chordata, Actinopteri, Toxotidae. Bases 233 to 2035 code for a protein of 600 amino acids. Gene Ontology annotation, molecular function: protein binding. The transcript is spliced from 7 exons. The record is from RefSeq and is a predicted model, not a curated record.